Giardia duodenalis is the source of this 3384-nucleotide messenger RNA. Its product is annotated as NHL repeat-containing protein. NCBI's taxonomy places the organism in Eukaryota, Fornicata, Diplomonadida, Hexamitidae. Bases 1 to 3384 code for a protein of 1127 amino acids. Gene Ontology annotation, molecular function: protein binding. The transcript has a single exon. The record is from RefSeq and is a predicted model, not a curated record.
AUGCAGCACGUCUUGCCGCAGUUUCAAAAAGCACAGUCUCGAGGAGCAUCUGAGAGGAGAUCAUCUUGUUUGCAGCGCCAUCCAAUUAACCCACUUGCCAAGGAAUUUGACUACCGAGAGUCUGAGCGGGUUUUUGCAGAGGCCUCUGUAACAACCGUUUGCGGCAACGGUCGGGACAUUGCCAUUGACGGCGUUCCAGGAAUAGGGUCUCUUUGUAAUCCGCGCGCCGUAUCCAUCUACGCACCCGAUAAUCCGCCUUAUUCAGCUACAGACACAUUUCAUCUGCUUAUCGCCGAUUCUACAGGGCUACGAGUGGCUAGUCGCUCGGUUUUACGCACACUUAAGACCCUAACAACUAAGAACUCUGUAGCGUCUGUUUCCAUCGCGGGGGUCGUCCAGGUUCCUUUGGGUGUGGUGUUCACAGAUGAUAUUCAUCAUAAGAUAAAGCUGCUGCGCCCUCUUCCUUCCAAUAAGAUGCUAGACCCCUAUGAUUCACUUCUAGACAAAACAUUUUAUACGGAGCAGCGCAAGGACAAACGAAGUGCAGAUGUUACGCACAGUUUGAUAACUCUCUCAGGCUCUGUCGCGGGCCAUGCAGACGGGCUGAUCACCAAGGCGCUCUUCAACAGACCUACUGGACUCGCCAGUGCAUGCAGCGGCCGAAUAAUUCUGAUUUGCGAUACCGGAAAUAAUUGCAUUCGUUGCCUCGAUAUUCAAAACCACUUUGUGACUACGCUUGUGGGUACUCCUGGAAAGUCGAAGUCUGAAUACAUGACUAAGAGACAAUCAAACCCGCUGGAUCCUUUUGUGAGGGAGGCCAUUCCUAUUGACAAGGCAACCCUCAGAAGGCCGAUGGGGAUCUGCAUCUCCAGUACAAAACCGGGGGUUGUUUAUAUAACAGACACCGGUAACCACACUGUCAAAAAGAUAGACACGAUCAAUCAGCUAGUUCAAAACAUCGCUGGGUUAGAGGGUCAAGCGGGGUCCUCCCUGGGCUAUGAGAGUAUGCUCAAUACACCGAUAGGAAUAUGCGAACUGCCAGACAGAACGCUCUUAGUAUCUGACAAGGUGGGGCUGCACCGUGUCUGUCCAGAUAGAUGUUUUCUUUGGCAAGUGUCAAGCACUAGAAAAAGCUCGGGCUGGAGAGACGGCCCUCUCGCAAAAGCCCUGUUCAGUAGUCCGAAUGGACUUGCCUUCGACGGAGAGCACGUGUUUGUUUGCGAUAUUGGAAACCAGAAUAUCCGCAUGAUCACGUUUGGCGCAGUGACAGCCCAGGAUGGUGCAUCGGCCCUGAACGCGGCAUUAUCUGAGCACCAGGAAAGCAACACCGGGAACCCUGGUGCUCCUAAGCAGGAAAGAGAUGGGCGAGCUAUGCCCGUUGAUAGAACAGAAGACUAUGGGAAACACAUUAGCUAUCAGAACGGUGCGCAGGACUACGAUGAUAACGACACUGUUGAAAUACACGGGAGCAGGGCAUCCUAUUCUAAAGAAAAGGCAAUUCCUUCUUCAGUCAAAUUCACAACAGCGGAUAAUAUUCGCCACGUGCGGGAGCGCAAGCGAAGUGGUACUCCAGAUUAUGGUUACUACCGACACAUGCAUCGAGAAGAAAAGCAGAGAAUUCAAUCAGAGUCCAGUGACAGCACAGAGAUGAUAGAAAAAGUUGUCGUUACUCCUAUGGAAGGUAGCCACGGAAAAACUUCUAAUCUUAGCCCUAAGACUCUGGAUGCAAGGGCACAGUCUCUGCAGGCGCGCACGGGGUACAACUUUAAGACAGUGCGAAGAACGGAUUCUUCGGAUGCUAACGCCUCUGAAGCGCGGGUUGGUGGCCCAAUGGACCCACUGCUUAAAGAGGAUGACGUUCCCAAUCUUACUAAAAUAGAAGUUCUUAGGGGUACAAAUGCAUCUCUCCAUAAUGCGAUAUUAGAACCUCAUCUACAGGUUGAGAGUGUAAUUGAUGCCGCAAGGGUGACUGGAGCCGGCACAGCGGCUGUAGAGCAAACAGUUUUUACUAGAACGCGAAAGUCAACUGGACAUGAUGAGAUUAGUAUAAGUGGCACCCGUGUCAAUCAUACUCCCGAUACGGUCUUAGAGCAAUUUAGGGUAGAGCCGUACACUAAUUCACGAGCAGGUGGAGACCACUUGAUGGCUCAUACACAGAACACAGCACCCCACCAACUCCAAAAGCACGAGCACUUAACAGAAGCGGAAGACGAAUAUACUCUAUACAAGUCACUGUCAUCAACUGCCAGUACUGGCGCCAGGUCCAUGAACGAUUGCUCAUUUCCCUCACGAAAUAUAGACACACCAAUGGUCACACUAGGGCGCUUAGACAAGAGAGCCAAGAGCAGUGCAACAAAGCAGCUUCCAUACCUUAACGACCCCAUGUCUCCAGAGGCUUCAGACAAGCUACAGGAUGGAGGUAGCAAGACAGGGCAGAGAAGAACUAGACCAGGGUCCCACAGAGAGUACAUAGCCACCUCAAUAGAGUCGGAAUCGUCACGUUCUGGGUCCGAUGGCCGACGAUUCAGGCCAGAAUCCAUAAGGAAAAGAUCCAGUAGCUGGGGCAGUCCACACAAAUCCAAGGAGGCUUCAGAUUUGCGAAUAUCACCCUCAUUGUCAAAGAGGUUCACCAAUCCACCAAGAAACAUUAACGACUUAUUACUCAGCAAAUACCAAGAGAAGCACAAAAGUUUCUUCGUAGCACUUGUACGGUGCUCACAUAGUCACGCAUCCAUGGUAUUCUCGCAUGUUCCCAGGAGAGAUGGCGAGAUCACUGCAUUAGACUUCUACUCCAUGGUAAUAUCUCGUUGCAUAGCUGCAAAGUUCCUCCUCCUCAUGGUGAAGGUGGUGGACGGAGAUCAGCUAUGCACAGCUGGUUUUGACUCUCUGGGAAGACAAGCUCUGUCACUUAAUGACUUCGGGAAACAUAACGGGGCGCAUUCUCGCGGAAAGACAGCCAAGAAUGCAUCACUGAGUAUGGGAGCAGCUGCUAUCUUUUCUGUUUAUGGAGACAGUGCAGACCUUUCUGUUAAAAGCAUAACAGUGAGUGGAGUUAAGACUAAGAUCACUACAAAGUUUGGGAAGUCACUAGACCUCUCAUUGAUACAAUUCCCCGAUCUCAUUGACAGGACAAUGUGGCGAUCCUCGGCUCAACUCUCACAGAUAAUAGACAAUGCAGAGAUCGAUGAAGAAGAAAACAAAGAAAAUAUAACUCUGGUGUGUCCAAUAGAAAUAACCUUUUCAUAUCAGCAGAUACGGAGCACAGCAACAGUUGACCUUUUGUUAACAAAUGAAAAGCUGACCUUAAGGUACACUACAGACGAGUGCACACAUCAGCUAUGCGGCUUUUUGCAUACACAGGCACUCUAUCCAAUUCAGAUGUAA